Messenger RNA from Symbiodinium sp. CCMP2592, 213 nucleotides. The record is from the annotation of a GenBank genome assembly. NCBI's taxonomy places the organism in Eukaryota, Dinophyceae, Suessiales, Symbiodiniaceae.
AUGAACAUCAACGGGAAGAACGGCCUCGCAUGUUUGCUUUACAUCGAGCCCAGCCCGGCUGCCAUCGAGAUUCAGCCCCUGCCGCACACCUACGUCGUGAAGGAGAGCGAGAGAGCGCGGGAGUACAAGUCAAUCGAGCCCUGGCUAAAGCGCAAGGACACGAAGGCCAAGGAUGCGAAGGAGUACUUCCAGAGCCGCGAGGACCAGCUGUAA